Messenger RNA from Salarias fasciatus (jewelled blenny), 3373 nucleotides. Its product is annotated as dnaJ homolog subfamily C member 5-like. NCBI's taxonomy places the organism in Eukaryota, Metazoa, Chordata, Actinopteri, Blenniiformes, Blenniidae. The record is from RefSeq and is a predicted model, not a curated record. The coding region runs from base 220 to 810 and encodes 196 amino acids. Gene Ontology annotation, biological process: regulation of synaptic vesicle cycle. The transcript has 5 exons. Gene Ontology annotation, cellular component: presynapse; intracellular membrane-bounded organelle; membrane.
UGUAGCCGUUAGCCCGGUGCUUGCUCCGAGGAGGCAUUUGAAUGGUCGAACGGCGGAAAACAGCGCAAGUGAGAUGCGAGUGAUAUAAACCUGAGGUCAGGCUACAAGUCGCAGGGGGGGACCAGAAGCCACACAGCGGCCGGCUUUGAAGAAAGGUGAGAGGCUGAGCGAGCGAGGGAGGAAGAGAGAGAAGGAGAGAGAGACAGAGAGAGAGGCGCCAUGGACCAUCAGAGACAGAGGACUCUCUCCACCUCAGGAGAGUCGCUGUACAUCGUGCUCGGAGUCGACAAGAACGCCACGACAGAAGACAUCAAGAAAUGCUACAGGAAGCUGGCGCUCAAGUUUCACCCGGACAAGAACCCGGACAACCCGGACGCGGCCGAGAAGUUCAAGGAGAUCAACAACGCCCACUCCAUCCUGUCGGACGCCACCAAGAAGAACAUCUACGACAAGUACGGCUCGCUGGGGCUGUACGUGGCCGAGCAGUUCGGCGAGGAGAACGUCAACACCUACUUCGUCCUGUCCAGCUGGUGGGCCAAGGCGCUGUUUGUCUUCUGCUGCCUGUCCACCGGCUGCUACUUCUGCUGCUGCCUGUGCUGCUGCUGCAACUGCUGCUGCGGGAAGUGUAAACCCCGGCCCCCCAUGGACCAGGAGCCCGAGUUCUACGUGUCCCCCGAGGACCUGGAGGCCCAGAUGGCCGCUGACGACAGAGAUGGUGGCGAUCCCAUCGUGAUGCAGCCGUCUUCAGCCACAGAAACCACUCAGCUCACCUCCGAUGCCCACCAAAGCUACAAGACCGACUCCUAUUAAACACACACACGCACGCACGCACACACACACACACACACGCACACACGCAGCUUUCCCCACAAUCACAGGAUUGAUGCAAAUGCUGCAGACACGUUGACUUGUUUAUUUUUUUUCUGUUCUUCUUUAUCCUACACACACACACACACACAUACACACACACACACACACACACACACACACACACACACACACACACACACACACACACACACACACACACACACACACACACAUCCAGUCUUCAUUGUUUCUGUUCCAGACUCUGAAGACGUGGCUGUUCGGUCCGUCACAGGCAGUUUGUGAUCUGAAUUCAGCCUGGACUCGAACCGGGGAUCGGGCAGAGCUCACCACUACACGUUCAGACAGCACCCACAGGUUUCAAUUCUAUAAAUGUUAAAGGAUUCCACCCGUAUCGCUCCUUCCUCUGCAUCUCCCGUUCACCCGUUCACUCACACGUCCACCGCGGCGCUCUGGAAGUAGGUCAGCGGUGACGGCGGUCUGUAGGUACAGCUGACAGGCGGCGCCGGGAGCGGGGUGGGGGUGUUUUAAUGCCCCUGAUACCCCCUGGGGGAGGAGGGGGGGUCUGAGGGCAGACUCCAACAGGUGCUGCCCUAAAGAGGGUCGAGACUCCGCCCUCCUCGCCGCAUUCACCAGCUCAGAGUCAGGCUGACCCUGACCCUGACCCUUACCCUGACCCUGGCCCUGACCCUGGCCCUGACCCUCCCCGGUCCUGCUGGCCCUCCACACUUCAGCCAGUUCAUCCAUCCAGACCUGGUUUGAUCCAGAAAACUAUCAGUUACUUUCAGUCUUAGUGGGGAAAUGUCUUCAUCACAUUCACUUCAUGACCGUGUCUUUAAUGAUCACUCUGUGCGUGUGCGCGUGUGUGUGCAUGUGUCUGUGUGUGUGUUGCAGAAUCCAGUGUUACUGUUCAGAAACACACUGUCACAGCAGCUCCCGGCCACACACACUCUGACCGAGCCUCCUUUGUAUCCGGUCUGAUUUUAGUUUUUUCUUUGUUUUGUGAGACGGUUUUAAAAGAAGAGAGAAGCUGUUCAUGUGGUGUGAAGUGUGUGUUUAGGUUUCACCGAGUCUCCUUUUUCCCGUUCUGUCUCUAGGUUGUGUUUUUCUUAUUUAUGUUGUGGAUGGAGGGAGGGUGUUUUUGUCCAGUCUUAUUUCCGAUUAGCCAGAAUCUCUUCCCGGCAGCCGGAGCUCUUCGGCUCGAACCGCCUCGGUUCCUCUAUCGCGCAGAAGAAAACAGGCGUCUCGUGGUUUGUUUGUGUCGCUAGUUUAACUUUUGUAAAAACAGAAAACAAAACUUAAAAAAAAAAAAAAUAAAAAAAAACGAAAAGGAUGCGUGCACUGAACCAAAGCGGCUCCUCUGUGGCGAAACACACUCAUGCAUGGAUACAUAUCAUGAGGAAGUGCAAUAAGAGCCUCUCAGUCUCUGCUUCUCUCCUGGACUUCCUGUUCGACUCCACCGGGUUUCAGGAGCCUGCAGGCUCAGAAAAACACCCCAGACCGAGAACCCGGCCCGACCGGCACGUCUGGAGCCGCCGCUCAUGUAAUACCUGCCGUGAAACAGGAGUGUGUGUGUCGGUACAGCGGAGGGCGUCGUCCUCAUUGAGUCAUGACCAGAUGGAUGAAGUGCCGAACACGAGGGAAUCGGAACUAGAAAAUCCAACUAAAACUGGAACAAAAACACAAACUGAAACCCAAAACAGUCAAAUUUAAAUAAAUCAUGGACAUUUGCCUGGUUCUCCGUCACGCUGUUGGUUCUGUUUGUGAAGGCAGCAGGUUUCAUGUUAUCGAUAUUGCAGGUAUUACAUCGCUGGCGGUGAACUCCAACCCAUUCUCUUUUACCUUCAAAUUGGUUUUUCUGUCUUUGGACUUCGAGUUCAGUUUGACUUUUCCACAGAUCUUUUCUGAGACCUGCACAAUUAACCAAAACUGUUUGGUCGGUGAAAUGUUGCACUGUCGAAUCCAGAAGGUACAGAGACGCGAAGGAGCCAAUGAAAUCCGAGGAGGAAGAAUAGAAGUGUUGAGAGAAAAGACUCAGGAUGGCAAGGGUAUGGAGAAAACCUCACACUUUUAACAGAGUCAUCGAAACGUCAGUGGACGUCCCUGAUACACCCAGUGUUUGGAAUGAAGACCAACACAUGCUAACAGCAUUAGCAAUCCUUGAAUUUUCUUCUCCUCCCUGUUUCUUUUCCUGAUUUGUUUCCCGGAUCGACCAAAUGUGAAGCAAGAAACCCACGAAGAGCCGAGACUCUUCAGUCCGAAUCACGAAGAACUGAUCUCAGUGUGAAUAUAGCGGCCAGAAGAUGAGAACACGGAAGCAUUAUUUUAUUUAUUUUAUUUUUCUUAUCUUUUUAAGAGCAGAUUAAGGCCUAGCCGUGCGUGGAGGCGAUGCGUAGCGUUUUAGACGAAGCCCAUGUGACCGAGCGCCGUACGUCCACAGGUAGAGAGUUUCCUGUCGUAGCGUGGACGGAGGAUGUGUGUGCGUCUGUCGGCCAGACGAAUAUCUGAUGUACUGUUGUAAAAUAAAUGUUUCUGAUGCUUCGGA